GUAAAUGAAGCAUUGUUAACUUCAUUCAUCUUUCCUCAGUUUGGACUUAAUCUGUGGCAGUCAAUGACAUAUUGACAGUUGACAGGUUAAACGUCAGAAUGUCAAACGGAGUUCAUAAAAUGUGCAUUGUAACGAUCGUAUAUAAGAUUAAUAUAAUUCUAUAGAUAAUUAGAAAUAAAUACUUGGGGGAAUAAUAGCUUUAAUGUUGUUUCUCUUUUCAGAGCAACACAGUUUUGUUUUUAUUUCGCCUCCGCAUAGAAAAUACUGUGCGUAACGCACAUUAUAAAACAACAUUCUCAGCUAUUUAUUGGCAAAGAUGGAGAAAUUGAGAUUUGAGUUUGAGGUAAAAGCAAGUAGUGACGACCCGAAGUCUAAUAUUAUUAGUGUAAAUUCUAUAACGGAUGUUGGCAAGAAUGUCUUUGUUAUCCCUGAACAAUAUCAACCAGUGAAGCUACAUGAUGCGAUUAUGGCGACAGAAACAUUCAAAACAGUAAAAAAUACAUUGCGAAGGAGACAUGACAAGAGGCAGGUGUGGAUAUCAGGGACAUCGGAUAUAACUAAAUGCUACAGAGAUGAGGAUGGUAACAUGCAGUUUAAGGGAUACUUGUUAGAAGAAAUUGCAUCGACAACCCAGGGACUGACUCCAGCGGCUGGAAUAUCCGAAGAGGCAUUAUCAAGGAUUCUUGAAAGUUUUGCUGAAAUUAAAAGUGACAAGUUAGUUUUAACUAAUAGCAUGAAAAAUUUAAAGGAGAAGUUUGUUAUGGAAAAAUUCACAAGAAAGAUGUCUAAUGUAAUGCAGUGGAUUAUGACAUUUGAAGCUGAAUGUGCGCGCUUAGGAAUAGAAGAAGAUACGAAGCGGAUUGAAGCUCUUAGGUUAUUUUUAGAUGAUUCAUGUCAAGACUGGUAUGGUGCCAUGCUAAUAAAGCAUACAGUUGAUUCGGAAUGGUCCUUGUGGAAAAAAAACUUUUGUGAGACUUAUGCGGACAAAAGUUGGUCACCAGUCAGGUAUGCACUACUAUUUAGAUAUAGACAGGGCUCAUUGUUAGAAUAUGCUUUAAAAAAGGAAAGAAUGUUAUUAGAGAUGAACAAAAAUAUGGAUAAAUCAACUUUGAUAGAUCUCAUUGCAAUAGGGUUGCCAAAUUUCAUAGCAGAUAAGAUUGAUAGGAAUACCUUAAAAGAGACUGAGGAUUUAUUUAGUAACAUAAGAGGGUUGGAACAUUUAGUGGAAAAGAAAAUUUGGGAUAAAAAAAUUGUUGGUUCUGAUAAUAAAGCGAAAGACAAAAAUCUGAAGGAACCUUGUAGAUUGUGUGAAAAGGAAAAUAGAGGAAAGAGAUAUCAUCCGGAGUCUUCAUGCUGGUUUAAAAAUAAAAGUGGUGAUAGACGGGAUCAAAUAAGGAGUGUUAAUAAUUUCACUUUGGAGACCGAAUUGAAUGAGGUCGACCCAAAAAACUCGACAUUCCGCCAUUAAUCAAAAUUAGUUUGCUAAUAAAUGAUACUUUAAAAGUGUUAGGAGUUUAUGAUCCAGGUUCUAAUGUAUCUUUGAUAAACUUAAGAUUAUUGUCCUUGAAAAAAAACACUAGUACUGGUAGUAUAAGUAGUGCAGGCUUUAAGACGAUUAAUGGCGUUAGAAAAUCAAAAGGAAUGGUAACGUUAAAGAUAAAAAUAUUUGAUAUUGAAAAAAAGGUAAAUGUUUUUGUAAUGGAUGGAGAAAACUUCGAUUCCGAUUUCUUAAUUGGAUUAGACUGCAUACGAGAGUUUAGAUUGUGUCAAAAUGAAAAAUUGGAGAUUUCACAGAGUAUUCCCAUUCGGGAACAAGUUGCUGAAGAUGUCUUACCCUUCAGAGAUGCAGAAAUAAUUCCUGGCUUAGCAGGUAGCAAAUUUGAAGGGCAAAAACAGCACAAUACGGAUAUAGACAUAUGUAAUUUGGGGAAAAUUGGAAAUGAAGGUAGUUACGAGUGUCAUGUAAAUUUUAAUGAACACAUAGAAGUUGACAAUUUUAGUGUUUCAGUUGAUCACUUGGAUAUACAUCAGCAGACGGAAAUAAGCGAAUUAAUUAGCAAGUAUACGUCACUUUUUGCUAGGGACAAGUAUGACAUAGGUACUGUGAAGGAUUAUGAGGCGCAUAUUGAUUUGUUAGUAGAUAGAUAUUGCAGUAAGAGGCCCUACAGAUGUACCAUUGAGGAUAGAAAAGAAAUAGAGCAGCAGGUAUCAAUGUUAUUAAAAAAAAAUUUGAUUGAAGAGUCUUAUAGCCCUUUUGCAGCCCCAGUAACAUUGGCCUACAAAAGAGAAGAAGGGAGAAAGUCUAGAUUAUGUGUAGAUUUCCGGGAUUUAAAUAAAAUCGUGGUUCCCCAAUCACAACCUUUUCCUUUAGUUGAGGAUUUAAUGGUCAAAACAAGAAACUGUAGAUUUUUUUCCACUUUAGAUAUAAAUUCAGCGUUUUGGUCGAUCCCACUGAGAAUUGAAGAUAGAAAUAAAGUAGCAUUUGUUACGCAGGAAGGCCAUUUUCAGUGGACAUGUUUACCAUUUGGCCUAAAGACUUCACCUGCAAUUUUUCAGAGGAUAUUGAGUAGUAUAAUUAGGAAGCACGGGCUGUCAGAUUUCACAGUAAAUUAUAUUGACGAUAUCUUGGUACUCUCUGAAACAUUUGAAGACCAUAUUAAACACCUAUCACUGUUAUUAGAAUCGAUUUCAAAGGAGGGUUUUAGGCUUAAAUUUUCGAAAUGUACCUUUGCUCAAGACUCGGUCAAGUACUUAGGUCACAUAAUAAUGAAUAACACAAUUACUCCAUUAAAAGAUAAUUUAAUUGCGAUAAAAGAUUUCCCUGAACCGAAAACACAAAAAAAUGUU
Cydia amplana is the source of this 2847-nucleotide messenger RNA. RefSeq lists its product as uncharacterized. NCBI's taxonomy places the organism in Eukaryota, Metazoa, Arthropoda, Insecta, Lepidoptera, Tortricidae. The record is from RefSeq and is a predicted model, not a curated record. Bases 317 to 1468 code for a protein of 383 amino acids. The transcript is spliced from 2 exons.